UUGUGGUUCCGCUUCCGUCGCUGAGACACGUGAAGGUCGGAGAGUUGGUGCGGAGUCCGUCUGGGCACGCGUGAUCGCGCCGGGAUGGAUUCCUCCUCGUCUUCCUCCGCGGCGGGCUUGAGUGCUGUGGACCCGCAGUUGCAGCAUUUCAUCGAGGUGGAGACCCAGAAGCAGCGCUUCCAGCAACUGGUGCACCAGAUGACUGAACUUUGUUGGGAGAAAUGCAUGGACAAGCCUGGGCCAAAGUUGGACAGUCGGGCCGAGGCCUGUUUUGUGAACUGCGUUGAGCGCUUCAUUGAUACAAGCCAAUUCAUCUUGAACCGACUGGAACAGACCCAAAAAUCCAAGCCAGUCUUUUCAGAAAGCCUUUCUGACUGACCUCAGCAUUAUCUCUUUGAAAAAGGAAGGUAGUUCAAGACACGAAGAACAACUGAUGGGCUAUUGGCUAUAUGGCAGUGGGGCAUUGGUUCCCACCUUUUGUCACUCUUGGGACAUCCUGCCAUCUGAAAAUGAACAAGGACCAAUUAUUUUAUGUGCAGGAUUUGGAGGUCAUACUUGUAUUUGGUUCUGUGUUUUAAUCUGGUGGAAAUCAUUGACAGAUGAAUGAA
Molecule: messenger RNA, 608 nt
Organism: Ochotona princeps (American pika)
Lineage: Eukaryota; Metazoa; Chordata; Mammalia; Lagomorpha; Ochotonidae
Gene: TIMM8A
Product: translocase of inner mitochondrial membrane 8A
Exons: 2
Coding region: 85-378 (97 amino acids)
Source: RefSeq, a predicted model, not a curated record